This is a messenger RNA of Pyrgilauda ruficollis (rufous-necked snowfinch), 1732 nucleotides long. RefSeq names its product SDS3 homolog, SIN3A corepressor complex component (gene SUDS3). Gene Ontology annotation, cellular component: Sin3-type complex. Gene Ontology annotation, molecular function: histone deacetylase binding. The transcript is spliced from 12 exons. Gene Ontology annotation, biological process: negative regulation of transcription by RNA polymerase II. The record is from RefSeq and is a predicted model, not a curated record. NCBI's taxonomy places the organism in Eukaryota, Metazoa, Chordata, Aves, Passeriformes, Passeridae. Bases 82 to 1086 code for a protein of 334 amino acids.
CCGCCCGGAAGCGGAAGCGCGGCCGCGGUUCCCGCCGCGGUUGCCGAGCGGCGGCCGCUCCGUCCCGUCCCGCCCGCGGCCAUGAGCGCUGCUGGGCUCGUGUCCGCGCCGCCCGCAGCCCCGCCGGGGCCGCCCGCGCCCGCCAUGGCCCCCGCGCCCGACUACUACGAGGAGGAGGAGCUGGAGAGCGCCGAGGAGGAGGACGGCGAGCGGAGCGCCCGGGCCCGCGACUCCGACGAGGACACUGAGGAUGCCAGUGAAACAGACCUGGCAAAACACGAGGAGGAGGACUUUGUAGAAAUGAAAGAACAGAUGUAUCAGGACAAACUGGCAUCUCUGAAGAGGCAGUUACAGCAGCUGCAGGAAGGUACUCUUCAGGAAUAUCAGAAAAGGAUGAAGAAGUUGGACCAGCAGUACAAAGAAAGGAUACGAAAUGCAGAGCUGUUCCUGCAGCUGGAAACAGAUCAGGUGGAGAAAAAUUAUGUGAAGGAAAAGAAAGCAGCAGCAAAGGAGUUUGAAGAUAAGAAAAUUGAGCUUAAGGAAAAUCUGAUAGCAGAGUUGGAAGAGAAGAAGAAGAUGAUUGAGAAUGAAAAGCUAACCAUGGAAUUAACAGGAGAUUCAAUGGAAGUGAAGCCCAUUAUGACGAGGAAACUGAGACGGCGACCAAAUGAUCCAGUUCCUAUCCCAGACAAGAGGAGAAAACCUGCCCCUGCUCAGCUAAAUUAUUUGUUGACUGAUGAGCAAAUAAUGGAGGACCUAAGAACGCUGAAUAAGCUUAAAUCACCCAAGAGACCAGCCUCCCCCUCCUCUCCCGAGCACCUCCCAGCUACACCAGCAGAGUCUCCAGCCCAGCGAUUUGAAGCUCGGAUAGAAGAUGGCAAACUCUACUAUGACAAGAGAUGGUACCACAAGAGCCAAGCUAUUUACCUGGAGUCUAAAGAGAACACCAAGAUCAGCUGUGUGAUCAGUUCUGUGGGAGCCAACGAGAUCUGGGUGAGGAAAACCAGUGACAGCACCAAGAUGAGGAUCUACCUGGGGCAGCUGCAGCGGGGCGUGUUCGUGAUCCGCCGGCGCUCGGCCACCUGACUCUGCUCUGCCCUGGUUUCUGUCAGAUCACCAAACCUCUGCCAGGAGCUCACAGGCUGCUCACUCCUCCCAGCAGCAGGGAACAGUCCUGACCUCUGACAAGACACUUUGUGGCUGGCCACAUAAUCCCCAGUAGUCCUUAAACCUUUAGUGAUGCCCAAGCACUGCCCUGGACUAUUUCUGGAUUUUGCAUCAAGCUUCUGUACGCUCUCUUUGUAUUUCGGGUGACUGUUUGAGAAGACUUGGCAUCAUCUUCCUUUUUGUUGUUGUUUCGUGGUGCACAGAUGGGACUCGUGUCAAAAACAUCAUCAUCAUGUUUCCGUUGGGAAUCAGACCAGUGGAAGAAGCUUUGCUUGUCAAGACCUGAGGUUGUUUGUGCUUUUUGGUCUUGUUUUCCUGCAAGGCUCAGGAUUUUGGGCAAACGAUGAAUCCUGCCAGGUUUCAGCUGCAGCUGAGAGAUGCCUCCAGAAUACCUGGUACACAACAUCAGCUUUAUUGGAUGGACUGUUGAAAGACUGGAGACUUUUUUAGGAUGGUGUGAACAGCUCAGAAACCGCUGAAAUACGGUGAUUUUAAUGUAGCUCAGAGUCAGCGUGGUUAGUCAGAAGCUUCUGUUUCUCUUCACAUUAAAAAACCCUUCAAUAAA